Molecule: messenger RNA, 1515 nt
Organism: Lindgomyces ingoldianus
Lineage: Eukaryota; Fungi; Ascomycota; Dothideomycetes; Pleosporales; Lindgomycetaceae
Exons: 9
Coding region: 1-1515 (504 amino acids)
Source: RefSeq, a predicted model, not a curated record
AUGAAUUCCCACAGAAGCAUUCUUCACACAAAACGUAAGGUCCGACGCUUACACUCGAAGAGAAAGACCAAGCAAUUGGACUCCCUCUUUUCGAACGGUCCGUACCAUCAACCGUUCGAAGAGGAUAGCCCCUAUGUGCAGUCUAAACGAAACAGCAUGAAAUUAGAAGGCCCUGAGGCUUGUGAGGAUAAUUUGGACAUCUUCCUUCAGGGUUGUGAAGGCAAUGUACCUUCCAGUGCAAUCGAAGACGUGAAAGAAUUUUGCAUAGGAACGUCGUCUAAAGAGGCGAAAAUCUGGUUGGAUGACCGAGAGAAAUAUACGGGGUUGUCUCGGGAAUAUGUAAGCCGGCUGACCGCAGAGGACUUGAAAGAUGCAUUGGCACUCAGGCAAUUUGGCCUUGGGGAUAUACCCGAUGCUGACCGCCGUUUAAUUCACUUGGUCGUGCUCGAACCCUCGAAGUGGACGGGGAUAGUUCCCAUUCCCUUACCCCCCAAACCCCAAUUCUCCUCCAAAGGUAAAGAUUCCAAAUUGACACCCAACAGCUACAUUCCGGACCUUGACCCAGCUACAUCCGCGCACUGGCCGAGACUGCAUCUCGCCAUCAAGUGCCCAUACUACGAGACACUAUUUGGAAGCACAUUGCCCUCCAAACUUCGAUCAGUGUGGAUAUUUCGGUAUGUUGAGACAUUUGGCAUUCUAACACCAAAGAUCAUUGAUUGUGAGCUUUUUGGACUUUUCCACCUGUCUUAUCUAGCAUUGAGACUACAUCAUACGCCUUCACAGAACGCACCAGCCCCUGGAGCCCACAAUACGCGUUCAAGGGAACGCAUUGACGUGUCAUUCCUAAACAUUGCUCAUGGAGUGGGAGCAACUUAUCCGAAAAACGCAACGGGCGUUGAAACGAUAUGUAUAGUCUCCCUUCUCUACUUACUGAAGUGGGAACAAAUCAGUACCGGUCUAAUGUGGUGCCUAGGAAGCCGAACAUCCCGCCUUCGUAUCAUACAAACCAUGCAGCUUCUCCGCAAGCUCUGGGGGCGACUUUCUAUCACCAUUCGAGCCUGGGAAAAGUUUAUUGCUCCCACUGGGCAUAGUCGCCAUUUUGAUACGUCAAAGCUAAGCUUAAAGAAGAAUCUUGAUAAGAUCAACAAGAUGUUCGAGCAAUUGGAAUCCUCGAAAAUCCUCACCAUGAGAUUAAAUCUCGAAAGUAAAGACUUGAGUUACCAAAGCCACCCCUUACAUCACGAAAUAAUUUCCUUAAAUCGCGAAGCCCAAAAAAUGAGCAUGGAAAAUAAUCGUACCAAUCAACUUACGACUCCUCUUGUCGUAGUUACCGCAUAUUUUGGCACGCAGCAGAGCAUUUUCACCUUUGAUCAGAACCCAAAAACUUUUGUGGUGUGCAUUUUAGUCCUGCUCUUGAUGCUGAAACUCUGUAACCUCGCAAUCCUGCUCGCACGUCGGCCUCGGUGGUUGACGCAAUUCCCUGAUAGCAAGACUCUAACCGAUAUUAACCCUUAG